GGUUGAGGAAGUAGGACGGUAAAGGACAAUAAAGCCCAGACAACUGAGCUGUUAGACAAACAGACAGAUAGUCAGAAAUAAAGACAGACAGAAGACAACAGAUAGCCUAUGAGGACAAACUUUGACAGACAAAGGAUGCUUCCAUUACUGGUUAUAGCUCUGCUGGGGUUCUCCACAGAACCAGCCUCUGCAAUGCCUUGCACUCAGAUCUCUCUCUCCAAGACCCUUCCCUCCUCAGCUCACAGUGUCAGACCCUCAGAUGUGGCUGUGCUCUCUGCCAUUGGACUUCCCCAUACACACAGCAGCGAGCUGUCCAGAGUGUUAUCGAGACUUCAUGAGUUGCUGACCAUGUUUAACCCUGCAAUGACCAGUACUCUCCUUGGUCAGACAAACCUCUAUUCUGAAUCCUCACAGCACAGGGCUCUUGUCGAGCAGGCAAAGGAACUACCACUCUCCCUCAGGAGUAACCAGGCCGUUGAGCUAGACACAGACUGGAAGCUGGUGAUGCUAUUCGUUCAGGUGGAUGAGCUCUGUGUAUGUCAGGACCAGGUCAGCGAGACAAUCAAAGCAGCUGUCCAUCAGGUGGAUCUUGCGCUGCAGGUGCUGCAGUCGCAGUUGAAGCGGACCAUUGUCAAUGUUGCACUGUGGUAUGGAGAGUAUGAUACUGGAUUUCGUUAUCAGAACAGGAUGUGUCAAUGUAUGGAGGAAAAACAUGAAGGGGAGCUCAGACUACUGAAGGCCAUCCUCACUCAAGUCCUCCAGGAGUCCCUUGAUCGACACCUGGUGGAGAAGCAGUGGUACAGCAACAGAGAUGACUUCACCGUCUUACUGCAGGAUGCCCCCUUCAUCACAUCAGACCCCGCCUCUUUUAUUAGUGCUGCCCCCAGAGCGGGUGAACAACACACAGACAAACUGGCAGUACAGAUGUGGACCAACUUGCUGCAGCCCACCAUAGGCCAGCAGAACAUGGAGGAAAAUAGCAUGAUUAUCUCUUUGCUAUGCCCCAGUGAGGACCGGCCCUUCCUGAGAACAGAGAGUAACUCUCCAUCAGAUCAUACCAGUGAGCCCUCUCCUCUUCUCGACCCUAUCAUGGGCACUCAUAUGCCCUGCGAAGACCGUAGCCCUUCCAACUCCCCACCCACCUCAGUUCACGCCCUCCGGCCUGGCGAUAUUAAAGUAGUAGCUGCAGUGGGCGACUCUCUGACUGCGGGCAACGGUGUCGGAUCGGGAUCCAGCGUAAUCAACCUACUGGAUGUCCGGACGCAGUACAGGGGGUUAUCAUACAGUGUCGGUGGAGACGAGAACCUCACCACCGUCACCACUCUUCCCAAUAUCCUGCGUGAGUUUAACCCCUCCCUGACUGGCUACUCAGUGGGCAAAGGCAAAGAGCACACCACUCAGGCCUUCCUCAACCAAGCUGUGGCUGGAGAAAGAGCCAAGGACAUCCCAGACCAAGUGCGAGCACUGGUGGCCAGGAUGAAGAAUGACUCGAGCGUUCAUUUCCAAGACGACUGGAAAGUUAUCACUUUGUUCAUUGGAGGCAAUGACAUGUGUGAGUACUGCUACAACUCUCUGUUUUACUCCACUGACAACUACGUGGGCCACAUUCGUGAGUCUCUCGAUUACCUUCAUAAACAGGUGCCGAGGGCCCUGGUCAACCUGGUGGAGCCUCUCUACAUCCCCAUUCUGAGACAGAUGCACACAGAAGAAAAUGCCUAUCUCAAGUGCCCUACCUGGCUUGCCAAUAUUCUGUGUCCCUGUGUCAUCUCGCCUAAGGAGGGCUCUGUAACACUUCAGAAACUCCAUGUUCUGAACAGAGAUUAUCAGCGUGGACUGCAUGAGCUAGUGGAGUCAGGACGAUACGACACCCAUAACAACUUCACGGUGGUCCUGCAGCCUUUCCUACGAGACAUCAUCAUUCCAGUGAUGGAGGAUGGACGUCCAGACCGCACUUACUUCAGUCCUGACUGCUUCCAUCUCAGUCAGAAGGCCCAGACUCAGAUGGCUCGUGGUCUCUGGAACAACAUGCUGGAGCCUCUGGGCAAGAAGACUGCCCAACAGGACUUUAAUGAUGCUAUCCCUGUGAAAUGCCCCUCUAAGACCUCACCAUUCGUGCGGACCUAUGUCAACAGCAACUACACCUAUGAGGAACCCACCCCAACACUUCCACCAAUUACAAACUGGGGAAGUGACUUCUCUUGUGGGAAUUUUGCUCCAUCCACCUCUGUGCCUACAUCAGUUCAUAAGCUGCGACCAGGAGACAUUAAGGUGGUGGCAGCACUGGGAGACUCAAACACUGCAGCAGUUGGAGCCAAGGCAAAGAACGUGUUGCAACUCAACACACAGUAUAAAGGAGUGUCAUGGAGUAUCGGAGGAGAUCAGACCUUGGAAACAGUCACCACACUACCAAACAUCCUGAAGAAAUUCAACCCUUCCCUCCAGGGAUUCUCCAAGGGUCAGGGCUUUCUGCAGAAUAACGGCUUCAACAUGGCGGUGCCUGGAGCCAUGGCCUUUGACAUCUCAGCCCAAGUCCAAGCUCUCAUCAAGGCCAUGAAAGAUGACAAGAAGGUGAAUUUUGAACAGGAUUGGAAGCUAGUGACCUUAUUAGUUGGUGCCAGGGAUCUGUGUGAUUAUUGCAUGGACCAUCACAACCUUACACCCAAGAACUACAGUGAGAAUCUGAUGUUGAGCCUGGACAUGCUGUACAAAGAGGUACCCAGGGUAAUGGUCAAUGUUAUCGAGGUUCAGGAAAUUAAUCCGUUGAGGAGUGUCAGGAAGAACGAUCUGGUCUGCAACCUCAUACAGAGGAACGCUUGCCCCUGCUUUUUGAACCCUGAAGAGAAUUCUCCUGAGCUUGCAGAGGUUAGGCGGAUCAACCAGGAGUACCAGAUCGAGACUGAGAGACUGGUCUCUGGGGUGCGCUAUGAUGGGCGAGAGGACUUCACUGUAGUUGUUCAACCCUACUUACGAAACGCAUUUGUCCCUCUCAUUGGGAUUGGGAAGCCUGACCUGAGUUUCUUCUCAGUGGACUGUUUCCACAUCAGUGAGCGAGCACACGCUGAGAUGGCCAUUGCUCUCUGGAACAACAUGUUGGAGCCGGUAGGCAUGAAGCAGGGCUACAACAACUUCACAUACGACCGCACCAAGAUCAACUGCCCCUCUGAGGAUCAACCCUUCAUCUUCACUAAGGUCAAUAGCCUCCCGAGUCCACCUGUUACCACCACCACCCCUGUCCCAGUCACUAACACCACCACUCCCAGCCAUGUGCUCCGGUGUGACUCCUCCAUACCUGUGUGGGUGCCCGUGUUGCUGGGCGUCACUGGCUUACUGAUCGGCUGGGGAAUCACAUGGCUACUCAUGUCCUGCAGAGAACGGCGGAAUAAGAGGAAAAUGGGAGAGAAAGAGGUUGAGAUGAAAGGAACUGGUUUCUAAUGAUAUUCAGCAACAGAUAACAAAUACUUUUUUCUAGUUUGAAUGUGGAAAUACAGUGUCAAAAGCAUGUAGGUGGCAUGGACAAUCAUUUAGCUUUGUAUCAACCGAAAUGGUCAAAUUGUCAGUAACUAUGUCAUUGGGUAUUUCAAGAGAAAUGUUGGCAUUCAAUUGCAUCAUGUGAGCCCCUAUGAAUUACCAGGAUGAAUAGGUCAGCGUAACCCAAGCCCAUUGCAAUAGAAGUUGGAGCCAUUGUCCAUGGAGAUUAACAAAGGGAGAAAGGGUGGUAUUUUAUUGAGGGUACACAACAAGUUGCCUCCCCAUGUUAAUAUUUGAUAAAGCUAUGACAGAGGGGUUACAUUAAAAGUAAUGGAUAUCCCCAAAUUAUGUUAAUAAACUUAGAAUGUACUUUGUUUGCAGGCAGGUCAGCUUCAAUGAAGGGUAAAGAAAGCUACCUGCAAAAUGUUUUGUAUCCCCAAAUACGAUUUUAAAAAAGCUCGUACCAUACUGCUGGUUACAAAUCUUUGCCAAAAUACAGAAAACCUGAGUGAACCAAAAUAAACUACACCGUUUGUACAGUAGUAGACCACGCCCUCUGCUGGUGAGCACGACGUAGUUCUCUCUGCGUAGUAGUUUUUAGUGUUUCAAAGAAAAUGGCGGAAAGCGACCUCAACGUUGACAGCAUCAUCUCUCGUUUGCUUGAAGGUAUGCUGUUUUUGUUUGGCAAUUAACCGUGUGGUUACUUGGUGGGGACAGCAAAUAAAAGGAUGUAACCAUUUUAUGUCAUUUUCAGGUGUCGAAGAACGAAUGUAAAAUCAUAAUUGGUGACGCCAGUUGACUUUGCUAGCUAGCUAACGCGUCAGAGGAGAAAGGUGGGACUGGGAGAGUGGUUCAACAAACUAGUGACUUUAGCCUUAGCUAACUGUGUUAUGCCCUGUUUAGGUAACUACCAUUUAACUGUAACUAGUUAAUUUGCCAAAAAAGCAACAUCUGUUUGAAUAUAAAUAUAUGCUGUCACGUUUGAUUUGUGUUAUGCUAGCUAACGCGGUGUGUUACAGUAACGUUAGAUAUAUGAUCAAGCAAGCAAACAUUACUCUAGUUUACGAAAUUAGCUAGUUAGAUACUCUUUGCCUAGCGCAGGACAUGGAUGUUAUUUAUAUAUAUAUAUAUAUAUAUAUAUAUAUGUAUGUAUGCACAUUUUUAUUGCUCUUUAGGCGUUAGUGUUAGCUUUUAAACCUUGAUGAGAGGGGGCUUUGCCAGCGUGAACACACACCCCUCUCCGUCCGUGUUGCUAGGUAGUCAGUCAAGCUAGCUAGAUUCAGAUUUGUUUUCAACGCGGGGCUGUAUAGGGGCUAUUACGUUGUUAGUGAAGUAAGAAUGCCUCUAACUUAGUCAUAUGUCUAUGUGUAACGUUAUAGGUAGCAAUAACACAAAGCCUGAGUUAGCUAGUAUGCGUCAACUCGAGAGCAGUCACAACAUUGAUUUAACCUGCCAUUGACGUCUACUCAGUUUCGCAUCUGUAGCGAGUUAGUCAUUUUACAAACCGCUUUCAAUGUUUGUUUGGUAUGUACCCACCUGAGCGUUUUAUUUUCUGUACUGAAAUCACCUAUGGAAGAUGUCACACUUCAGCCUACAUGAAAAGCAUGUUUUGUCUGGAUUUCUUUUUUAUAUAAAUUGUUGAGAUGUUGAAGACCACAGUCAACCUGAUAUUAAACGCUGUACAUUUUACAUUUAAGUCAUUUGCCAUCAAACACCUUUUCGUGACACUUGGCCCACUUGGAACACUCAGCAAAAGUGACAACCACCUGUUUUAUUCAGUUCAGCACAUUGCUGAACUGAAAUUGCAGGCCUUUGAUAAAUCCCAAUUGGGGAUGUUAAUGGAUAACCUUUAAUUGGUUAGCCCUGAAAUACACUUGACCAGUCAUGCUUACCAGUCUAUCGGUUAAUUUUCAUAAUUGUGAGGAAUAAAAUUGGUGUGUGUAGUAUUA
Molecule: messenger RNA, 5417 nt
Organism: Oncorhynchus gorbuscha (pink salmon)
Lineage: Eukaryota; Metazoa; Chordata; Actinopteri; Salmoniformes; Salmonidae
Product: phospholipase B1, membrane-associated-like
Exons: 42
Coding region: 109-3432 (1107 amino acids)
Biological process (GO): phospholipid metabolic process
Molecular function (GO): glycerophospholipase activity
Source: RefSeq, a predicted model, not a curated record